AACAAGUAGUAACACCCACGAUUACACGUAGUUAGAGUAUGAGUAAUUUAAACAGUUUCAAAAUUUGUACAGUUAAUUUAAAAAACAUAAAUAAGCCAUUGUUAUGAAGUUCUAACCUUUAAUUUUAAGUUUACCUACUACAGUUGUUUGUAUUGCCGUUUAGGCCGUUUUAAAAUGUACAGGUACCUCAAAAAAGUGUAUUUAGCGGCGGACGUGUACGCAAUAUGUUUGCAGCACGCCCUGACGACCGAAAAACAAGAAAUAAUGGGCCUACUAAUCGGAGAAGUGAACGAGGAGGAGCGAAUCUCCCACAUAGAGGCGUGCGUGAUUCUGCACAGGAGCGACAAACAGCCGGACAGGGUGGAAAUAUCGCCUGAACAACUGUGCACAGCCUCCGAACAUGCUGACUAUCUGGCUAGAAAGCUGAAGAAACCGAUGAGGGUGCUGGGAUGGUACCACUCCCAUCCGCACAUCACCGUGUGUCCCAGCCACGUUGAUAUAGGCACUCAAGAUACGUAUCAGCUGAUGGACCCUUUGUUUGUUGGCCUUAUAUUCUCUGUGUAUCACAGCGACUCAGGCUCAAAAACAAAUCAAAUACAACUAAUUUGCUUCCAAUCUGGUAAGAACUUAAAACAAGAACUUGAACACAAGGAAAUCGAACUGGUGAUCAAUAAGGCUCCACUUCAUGAUUACAACAUGGCAGGUAUAACUAAUCUGUCGAAAAUUCUAAUACAAGAAGAGGUCGACUCUUAUGUAGAAGAUGAUAAUCAGGAUGAGCUGGCGGCUUUGCAUAACGAUGCUUUUAAGACGCUGGCGUUGGUUCACAUUGUGUCCAAAGUGGCCAGACCUUUGUGUGAUGAUUUGGAAGAGAGACUGAAGGCUACUAAGAUAAGGAUUGAUGAGCUACUGAAAUUGAAGCAGCAACUCGAAGAAACAUAAACAUUAUAAUAUUGUAGACUGAUCCUAAUGUAAAUAAUGUAUGUGUUAAGAGUAAUAUUUCUGUUUGUCACUUGUUUAAAUAUAUUUUUAUUGUAUAAA
Messenger RNA from Aethina tumida (small hive beetle), 1038 nucleotides. RefSeq names its product lys-63-specific deubiquitinase BRCC36. The transcript has 4 exons. Gene Ontology annotation, molecular function: metallopeptidase activity; cysteine-type deubiquitinase activity; polyubiquitin modification-dependent protein binding. Gene Ontology annotation, biological process: double-strand break repair. NCBI's taxonomy places the organism in Eukaryota, Metazoa, Arthropoda, Insecta, Coleoptera, Nitidulidae. The record is from RefSeq and is a predicted model, not a curated record. The coding region runs from base 175 to 939 and encodes 254 amino acids. Gene Ontology annotation, cellular component: BRCA1-A complex; BRISC complex.